Molecule: messenger RNA, 968 nt
Organism: Closterium sp. NIES-67
Lineage: Eukaryota; Viridiplantae; Streptophyta; Zygnematophyceae; Desmidiales; Closteriaceae
Source: the annotation of a GenBank genome assembly
AAGAAUGGAGCAGAUUUACCACAAAAUCGAGCUGGAGCCCGGCGCGCAGCCUACUGUACGAACUCAAUGGCGCCUGACUCAGCCCCAGCUACACAAAUUACGGAACCAACUUGACUACCUGCUGGCAAAAGGGUUUAUUCGACCGAGCACAUCCCCGUUCGCAGUACCAAUCCUGUUCACCCCAAAGAAGGACGGCGGACUUCGCAUGUGUACGGACUAUCGUGCCCUUAAUCAGGUAACGAUGAAAUCGUGCUACCCAAUCUCACUCACGGACGAGCUGAUUGACAACCUUCGCAGAGCUCGCUACUUUUCGAAGAUCGACCUUCGUGGCGGUUACCAUCAAAUUCGGGUGUUCGCUGACGACUGCGACAAGACCAUGUUUCGUACUCGCUACAUGAGUUACGAAUACACGGUGAUGCAUUUUGGAUUAACGAACGCCCCCUCGAUGUUCCAGCUCACCAUGCACGAGGUGUUCCGCGAUCUACUUGAUAAAUGUGUGAAAAUUUACUUGGAUGACAUCCUGAUCUACAGCAAGACCCGGGAGCAACAUUUAAAGGAUUUGGAAGCGGUUUUUCACGGAGGGAAUUCAAAUAGACCCGAAAAAACUCCGGGCUAUUCAGGACAAGCUGUGUUUGAUGCAUUAAAAACUCUUUCAAUGCCGCCACUCGUACUUCGCAUCGCUGACCCGGAACGGCCCUUUGAAGUCAUUACCGACGCAAGUGACAUCGCCAUCGGAGCAGUGCUCAUGCAAGAUUUCGGCAAUGGUCUUCAACCAAUCCCGUACGAGUCUAGAAAAAUGCAAUCUGCUGAGCGCAACUACCCAAUUAACGACAAGGAGAUGCUGGCGAUUGUCCACGCAUUCAAAAUCUGGAUGCGCUACCUGACUGGAGCACACGUGACAGUGCGAACCGACCAUAAAUCCCUACAGUACCUGAGGGCGUAGCCGAAUCUCAACCCGCGGCAGAUAC